AUGACCCAAACAGCGUUCCCUGCCAAGGACGCGCCGGGCUGGCCGUGCGGACACCCAAACGGAGCGGCCGCCAUCGUCGCCGUGGCCGUCUCCUUGGCAACGGCGUCGGCGGUUGGGAGCCGUGAGGCGGCACCGUUUCCCCUCGGCGGCGGGGCCCUCGGGGCCACCGGUCCCCUCAGCGCCACCGGUCCCCUCAGCGCCACCGGUCCCCUCAGCGCCACCGGUCCCCUCAGCGCCACCGGUCCCCUCAGCGCCACCGGCUCCCCUCAGCGGCGCCGGCUCCCCUCAGGGCCACCGGUCCCCUCAGCGGCACCGGCUCCCCUCAGCGCCACCGGCUCCCCUCAGGGCCACCAGCUCCCCUCAAGGCCACCGGCUCCCCUCAGCGCCACCGGAUCCCCUCAGCGGCACCGGCUCCCCUCAGGGCCACCGCGUCCUCUUGGUGCCCUCAGUGCCACCGGCUCCCCUCAGUGCCACCGGCUCCCCUCAGCUCGGUACAGACCAGCGCCCCGCCGGGGGUGA
Molecule: messenger RNA, 519 nt
Organism: Onychostruthus taczanowskii (white-rumped snowfinch)
Lineage: Eukaryota; Metazoa; Chordata; Aves; Passeriformes; Passeridae
Product: collagen alpha-1(I) chain-like
Exons: 2
Coding region: 1-519 (172 amino acids)
Source: RefSeq, a predicted model, not a curated record